CCUCUGGCCCUGUUUGCUGUCCAGUUCCUGAAUGCGGUGGUAGAUCUGCUGGACCUGAUUCCAGCCCUCGUCCCUGGCACUGAGCCUCCUCUCGGACAUUUCAAAUACCCAGGAAUGGGCCACUGCUCUGCCCUCAUUAAGAUGCUCCCUGGGUUUGAGAACCUGCUGUUUGCCCAUAGCUGGUAUACAUACGCUGCCACCAUGCGCAUCUACAAGCACGAGGACUUCUACCUCAGUGAGCCCCACACUGCCACGGGCAAGCUGUCCUUCAGCAGCUACGCAGGCUUCCUGGUGUCUCUGGAUGACUUCUACCUCCUGGGCAAUGGCCUGAUGAUGACCCAGACCACCAACAACGUCUUCAACACGUUCUCUGACCAAACUCAGGCCCUGCGCAGGGGUUACUGGCCCUCCUAUAACGUGCCUUUCCACCCAAAGAUCUACACCCUGAGUGGCUAUGGGAAGAUGUGGGAGGAGUACGGGGAGGACUUCUCCUAUGACCUCUGCCCCCGGGCCAAGAUCUUUCGUCGGGACCAGGCUGAGGUUAAGGAGCUCGACUCCCUCAAACACAUCAUGAGAUACAACGACUACAAAAAUGACCCCUACUCCAAGGGUGACCCAUGCAAGUCCAUCUGUU
Salvelinus sp. IW2-2015 is the source of this 634-nucleotide messenger RNA. NCBI's taxonomy places the organism in Eukaryota, Metazoa, Chordata, Actinopteri, Salmoniformes, Salmonidae. The record is from RefSeq and is a predicted model, not a curated record.